Messenger RNA from Malus domestica (apple), 4075 nucleotides. NCBI's taxonomy places the organism in Eukaryota, Viridiplantae, Streptophyta, Magnoliopsida, Rosales, Rosaceae. The record is from RefSeq and is a predicted model, not a curated record.
CGUACAUCCCAACGGUUUCACAAAUGGUGGGACCCUUCCCGCUGAUUAGAACUAGUUCCUAAUCUUGCGCCCACAUCGACUCCUGCACUCGACCGCCGGCCACCAUCGCUUUUUCACCAGAAUCUCAGCAAGCCACCGUCCUCCCUCUCUCUCUCUCCGGCCAUGGACUCGGGAGAGCAACCUCCGAAGAAGCGGAAGCUGCACGAAUCCCAACCAGAACUGCCUCCAUCGCCGCCAUUAUUACAACCACCGCCACCACUGCAAACCCUAGCCCCGCCGCGGAGCGUGGGCGCUCCGCAAUCUCUGUCUCAGGAGGAGAUUAUGAAGAAACGGAGAUACAGAGACGAGAUUCGAAGUGUAUACGAUUGCUACAAGCGGAUCAAGUUUUGCCUUUCGAAGAAUGACUCUGCUCUCACGCCGGAGCUCGAGCAAGCUUAUCUCUCUCUCAUCACUGCUUCCAGAGGUUGUACGAGUGUACAACGCAUUGUUGCUGAUCUCAUUCCUCGGUAUGCUUCAAAAUGUCCAACUGCCCUUGAAGCUGCAGGGAAAGUUGUUAUAAAUAUGUAUAACUGGAGCAUGGCAGUAAUAAAGAGAGGAGAGGAUGCUGAUGGUGUUGCAUUUCAGACUGCUAAAUCCUGUGUUCUUGGUCUAGCUGAUAUUUGCUGCACUGCAUCUUCAGUGGCACCAACAUCAUCCGUCAUUCGGGGGAUUUGCUCUGCAGUUUUCCAGAAUGUGCUCACCUUCUUCAUAUCCUCCUGUGAGGGAAAGGAUGUCUUUCUUAUUGUUGGGAAAGAAACUGUGAGAAUACAAGAUUCCUCUCAAAAAUUUUCUGAGCUAAAGCAAAAGGUUUUAGAUGAAAAUGAAUCGUCACCUAUUAAAUUAUCCAAGUUAUGUGCUCUCAGUUUAAUAUGGAUUCUCUUUAGUUAUCCACAAAAAUUACUCGCAGCCUGGUUUGAACUCUUUAAAUCCAGUGCAUCGGAUGGAGUUCUGAAAGGGCAGUAUUUUCUAAGGCAAAUGACAAGCAGGCUUGAUAAUGAUGGUGGAUAUCCUUUCGGUAAAACUGGUGAUGAAUCUAAAUCAAGUACAGGUUAUACUGAAUCUAGCACCAGAGGCUGCGAGGUUAGCUCUGAGCAGGUAGCAUCAGAUGGCAAUCAUGUCUAUGGGGAUGCAUCAACAAUUUCAGAGAGCUGCUUGUUAGGACUGGUUCUUAGCAAAGAUCCGUCAUUGCAAAGUUGGAUGUUCUCAAAGUAUAAAAAGUUAUGUAAAUCGUCGUCUUCCAAAGUUUUUAAUGAUAUUAAAUCUUCUUUGGAAGAUGUAUUUAAUUCAUUUUUAGGGCGAAUGGAUGUGGGAGAUGAUCAAGUGGAUAGUGAUGAGGAUGAUUCUGAUCCAUCCAGAUUUAUUGAACGAGCAUAUCUGGUUCCUAGGUUCUCUAACCAACAUGAGGCCUGUAGUGAACUGUAUGGAAAAGAUAGUUCCAAUCAGGAGAGUUGGGGAACAAGGUCCACAAACUCUGAGAUUAGGGAGCAUGGAGAUAUGUCACAUGGCAGGUCUUCUGUGCCAAGGGACCUAAUGAACCACCAGGUUCUUUCACCUGUCACAAGAUCUCCACUAAAUUUCAGGAGUAAUUCAUUUGAUGGGAGAAACAUGGUCAUCUUGACAAGAAUCAAGAUGCAAUGGAUUUUGGCUCACCUCUCAUGAUCUUCAAGUGGUGGUGUAAAUAGUUCUUUUGAAUCUCCUAGACCUCAUAUGGUGUCACCAUAUACUUCCACAACAACUCAAAUUGUUUGGUAUUCGGAUGGGGAUAUUGGAGCCAUGGAUAUUUUCUCCGCCUCUAAGCAGCUCUGGCUGGGCUUUUCAGGAUCUGAUGCGUCUGAAGCUCAUGUAAGGUUUCAGUUAGAGAGGUUUGGUGCAGUAGAACAAUUUAUUUUCUUCCCACUCAAGGGGUUUGCCUUGGUAGAGUACAGAAACAUUGUGGAUGCCAUAAAGGCUCGGGAAUAUAUGCGUGGACAUUUUCCUUGGCACGUGAAGUUUAUGGAUAUAGGACUGGGAACUAGAGGUACCAUGAAUGGCAUUGCAGUUGGUUCUAGUUGCCAUGUUUAUGUUGGAAAUGUAUUAAGUCAAUGGGCCAAGGAUGAGACUCUGCAUGAAUCAAGAAAAGUGAUUUACAAGGGUCCUUACAUGGUCACUGAUCUUAGCAAUGAAGGUGCGUUACUGAUGGAAUUUGAUACUCCUGAAGAAGCUGCUGCGGUUAUGGCACAUCUCAGACAACAUCGCAAGGAAAGGAGUAACCACAGGCCACCAUAUGGUGCAGGGCCAGCUAAUGUCGUAAUAUCCCAAACUGAUGGUGCAAGAUCUGCACCUACCCCUACUCAUAUUGACAUAAGAAGCAGCACCCCUGGAAACAUGUCCAGUAGUCAUGUUGCUGCACCGUUUUCAGUAAAUCAUGAGAGCCACCCCAUGGAGCUUGCAUCCCCUAGAGUAACAUCCGAGAAUCAGGGGAAUACUGUACAGAGUGGAUAUUUAUUUCAGUCAAAGAGAGCUACUGGCUCCACGGAGAUGCUUGAAUCUGGCACCCCAAAGCUUGAUGGUUAUGACAAUAACUCACCUGUGGAUCCUUCACAAGGUAGUCAUGCCAUUUCUCGUGCUGCUGAACAAAAGUGGAUGUAUGCAAAACCUGGAAUGGAGCUGCAUUCCGCACCAGGGAGCAUUCCUUGUGUUCCUGUGCCAACACAGGGACCCUGUGUCCCACCUCCACUCCAAAUUCACUCAUCUCCAUUUAUACGGCCUGUUUACCCCCCUCCAAGUUGUUCUUGGGAUCCACGGGGUGUAAAUCAUAAUCCUCCUUUGAACCCAAUCUCACCCGGUGUAAUGCCCAACAAUUUUCAUGGGAAUGCUAUUGUAGCUCCCUUCAUUCCUGCUUCUGUGACUCCACUUGCACAAAUACAAGGAACUCCAGCACAGCAAUUUGACCAAAUGUUUUCAGUACCGAUAAUUCCACCACCGUUAUCAUCUCAACCACCUCCUCUGCCUGAAAUGCCACCUCCAGUGCCCCCAUCUCCACCACCUCUGCCUCAGUCGCAGCCGCCUUUUGUUCCUCCUCCUCCCCAUUCACCUCCUCCACCUGUUCCAGAAUCAUCUGGUGUGGAAAGUUCUGGACAACGCUCUCAGUAUCAGUGGCAGGGAAUGUUAUGCAAAAGUGGUGUUCAUUACUGUACUGUUUAUGCGCAUAGGGUGGAUUCAGAUAUAUGCAAAUAUUUGAAUGCCAUUUCUGAACCUAUAGAAUGGCCUGCUAAGUUAGACAUGACCAAGCGUACAGAUUUUCGGCAUGUGAAGUCAACAUUUACUAGCACCCCACCACAUAAAAGGGAGGUAUGCAGAUUGAUCCCAGCUUCUGCAGGCGACCACAAGGGCUUUCAGGAUUUCGUUUCAUACUUGAAGCAGAGGGAUUGCUCAGGAGUGAUCAAGAUCCCGGCUGUGAAAUCCUUAUGGGCGAGGCUUCUGUUCAUACUUCCACACUCUGAUGACAUUUGUGCUAUGCUCUCUAUUGCACCGAGUCCUCCUGAUUGUCUCAUUGCUCUAAUAUUACCUAAAGAAACAAACUUCGAGUGGGUAUGAUCUUCUAAUUUAUGAUAUGGGUGGAAGUCUCUGCAUACAUGUGCUUCUUAUGCCCUAUAUAGCUUAUUGGAAGAAACUAUGCUUUAUGCUUUCUAAACUAGUUGAGUUUUUGCUUUCCUGCUUCUCUUCUACGAAGGCAAUGAUGAAAGUUUUGAAUGUUAUUAUCGUCGGUGACAUAUUUCUUUUUAUCUUCUUGUACAUGGUACAUAUCGCAGCAAACUUUAUAGUAUAAGGGUUGUUUCGGCUUAGCAGAGGCCGAUCGACAGAAUUUUCUCUCUUGUAGAAUAGAAAUGCCCUGGCAUGUGGAGCUUCUGUGGAAUUUAGUUCCCUGAAGAUGUUAACCUUUUCUCUAAUGUUAGUGCUAAAAAUUUUAGAUAUCACUGACCGCUGUGUAAAGAUUAUUUCUCUGAAGCUAUGCUGCCAUUGUUUUUUCAUCUCGGAAAGUAAUUUUUCUUUAAUA